GAGCGAGACCGGCGUCGCGUUUCCCGCAGCUUGCUGUCGCGGCGCGCACGAGGAGCGAAAUUCAAGUUGGCAGUCGCGGCGCGCACGUCCGAGCGGAGGGUGCGCGUUCCCCCGCCACGGACUCGCCCUUUUCUUUCCGCUUUGAGCUUUGAUAUUCGCAGUGCGCGUGUAUCAGUGACCUUCGUCCCGGCUAAUAAUGUUCCCACUGGGAAUCCUAGUGCGCCGCGAAGCUGCUUUCCUCGCGAGAAGGACGUUAACUUUCGUCAGAAAGAAGCGGCAUUAACGCGACACUCGACGAGGAGUUUAUAGCUGACGCUCGAACGCGCCUAAGGACGCGCGAGAGACGCGACGAAACAGUAAUUGAUCCCGUGAUGUCGCCUUUAAUAGGUGGCUCCCGCGGUGCUUCGGCCGUUUAUUAGUUGCCAAAGUAUUGGAGACGCAGCGGAAAAAUUCUUCCUUCUCUUUUUCCUUCUAUCCGUGAAUGCCGCGUCGAAGGAGUGUCGGCUUCCAGCGGCACAGCUGCGAUGCUUCGUGCUUAAGGAGCAUCUCCUUGGAUCCCCGGCUCUCGGCGAAAGUGAUUUGCUAUUUUGAAUUUUACGAGUUACCAGCAGACCAUCGUAUUUGCUUGACGUCCCGCGCCGAUACACUAGAUUUUAUACGCUCGCUUUUUUCUUACUAAAAUAAUUUUAGAUAUCAUUAAGUCGAACGAAGUAUAUAAAAACAAUCGUAUAAUUUUAUUGGCGUAUGCUCAGAGAAGUUUGCAGCUCAGUUUACAGUUAUGCACUAGCUUAUUGAAUCGAAAGUAUAAGGCGAUUCGCAGAAUGCGUUUGUUCCGCGAACACAUUUUCUGGCAUAGAGCGUGGAAUGGUCCGUCUAUUUUUAAUCUCAGAGUUUAAUUAACGCUGCGCAAGAUAAACAUUUCCGUGAGUUAUCUGCCUGACUGUGUUGCUUUGUUGGAGAGUGACGAAUAAAAGGAUUCAACUGUCGCGCAGCAAUUUUCACCAACGUCAGCUUGUGACGAAGAGCAAAAGUAAAGGAAUCUUGCGAAAUCGUAUGCAAAGCUAGCAAAAGCAAUUUCUCAGUUUUUUCGACAAUUAUUCGUUUCGAUCGCUACAAACGUGUGAACAGCCGGAACUCAUCCGCAAGUCACAUUCGUAAGAUUCUUUUGUAAAACGCAGACGAAUGCAGAGUUCGUCCGCAGGGCAAUGUGUCUUCAGUUAUGCAAACGAAGGUUUGCUCGUGUAUAAUGCACUCGUAAAGACAUCAAGUACAAAUUCGAGCUUUAUGUCGUUGCUUUGCGUGGACAAUAUAAUUUUACGAUUCGAAGGUUCCUUGUUUUUCCACUUUAUCAGCGAAGCGAUUUCGCGAAAAUUGCUAGGACACAUCGUCGCAAGUAAUUGUGUGCCAACAGAUUCCACGGGCGCUCAGAAAUAAGCCCCUCGAGAGCGAGAGAGUAGCGCACUGGCCGUUAUGAGAAUACGCAGCCCACGAUAAGCUUAAAUAUAGCAAUCGCAUGGAAGAGAAGCUCGACUGAAUCGCCCGCAGUUUGCUAGCCGCGAAGAGAGGUGGCGAGGCACCGAGCGCAUUCAGAAUGUCGGCAACCGGUGGUACAGGUGUGACGACGGCGACGGCCUUGAUGGGCAACACGACGCUAAACUGCGCGGACGAUAACACGCCGGAAUUCAACUUGGACUCGCUGCAGACGAUCAUCUCGAUCGUGGUGCCGAUUUUCUUCGGUCUGAUAUGCGUGCUGAGCGUCAUCGGUAACAGCCUCGUCAUCGUCAUUGUCGCGUCCAAUGCGAGCAUGCGGUCGACCACCAACAUAUUAAUCAUCAAUCUGGCCGUCGCCGAUUUGCUGUUCGCCGUGUUCUGUAUACCGUUUACCGCCACGGACUACGUACUUCCCUAUUGGAUCUUCGGCGACGUGUGGUGCAGAAUCGUCCAGUAUCUCAUCAUCGUCACCGCUUGCGCCAGUGUCUACACUCUCGUUCUCAUGAGUCUCGACAGGUACCUCGCGGUGGUACAUCCGAUAGCAUCAAUGUCGAUGCGCACCGAGGGUAGGGCGUGCAUCGCUGUUGGGAUCAUCUGGAUCGUGAUACUCACCUCAUCUAUACCCGUGCUAUUCAUUCACGGCGAGUACGAUGAGCCACUAUCACCAUGCGACACAACGUCAACGAGUCAGGCUUAUUGCCGAAUCCUGCCUGACGCCAACUGGCCACUGUUCCAAGCGACUUUCUUCGGUGCGAGUUACGUGGUACCAUUGACGCUUAUCAGUGUCCUCUACUUUUUGAUGCUCAUACGCCUGUGGAAGGGUACGCGUACGAGUGUCGGCAGCCGACGAGGCAGAAAAAGAGUCACGAGGCUUGUCCUCGUCGUUGUCGGCGUUUUUGCACUUUGCUGGCUUCCUAUUCAGGUAAUCUUGUUGCUGAAGUCCAUGGGACUGUACACGAUGAUUUCGUCGACGGUAGCACUGCAGAUACUCAGUCAUAUAUUGGCCUACAUGAACAGCUGCAUCAACCCAAUUCUGUACGCGUUUCUGAGUGAGAACUUCUGCAAAGCAUUCCGCAAGAUCAUCUACUGUAGAUCAAGGAAGAGUCGACAAACACGACUUGGUCUGACAACUAAAAGCUCUAGGGCUGGACCUAGCAGCGCCGACAUUUUAUAGUUGUCAAGGCCGAGCAGCACCGGCAGCGGAGCAGCAACAGCAGCGGAAGCGUUGAGCAUAAUCGAACAAGGGGAACUGUGAAGUGUCGACGCGAGAAUGCUUAAAAUUGCGAGCUUGUUGUUCUUCCCUUCAAUAAGUGGAUCUCACUGUUAGCAGCAUACAUGUAUAAAUGUGUAGCGCGCCGACAACAGCAAAGUCGUGCGUACAGGCAAACUCGACAGCGGUUGACGUCAAGAGGUGUUUGAUAUCGAUCCUCUUUUUCCCUCAUCCCACCAUAUCUUUCUCGAUCAUUUUUCGGUUAGACUUGGACUGUCGCACAGAGAGAUGGCCUCGUUCAAAAAUGAAAAUAAAGUAACAGCACUGUUACGUCUUAUAUUUCUACUCAGUUUCAUUGGACCCUUGGUGGACGAGGUUUGGAUAACUUGAUUGUGAUACUAAAUUCUGUAUAUUAUUUGUAUAAAGUUUAGAUAUUUUAUCCAUAUGUUGAACAUUUAUUGUAAAUAAACUAUUCAUGUUGCA
This is a messenger RNA of Phymastichus coffea, 3184 nucleotides long. It is a transcript of the gene AstA-R1, whose product is annotated as allatostatin-A receptor-like. The record is from RefSeq and is a predicted model, not a curated record. The transcript has 5 exons. Gene Ontology annotation, biological process: G protein-coupled receptor signaling pathway. The coding region runs from base 1592 to 2665 and encodes 357 amino acids. Gene Ontology annotation, cellular component: membrane. Gene Ontology annotation, molecular function: G protein-coupled receptor activity. Lineage: Eukaryota; Metazoa; Arthropoda; Insecta; Hymenoptera; Eulophidae.